AGGAACUGAACGGGACAAGGGCUGGACAUAAUUAGUGAGGAUCUGGGUAAUGAUGCAAAUGUUGUCGAGGUUACAGUUUUCUUGAACUCACGAUCAUCGACCACUCACCACUUUUCGUUCAGAACAAGCUCUCAAGGCGCCUGACAGUGAACAUAGGUGAUAUUGCAACAUGUCAAACCAAGAGAAGACGGUCGCAUUUAUUGGCCUAGGCGUGAUGGGCUACCCUAUGGCACUCAAUCUGCGCAAAGGUCUCGACUCAUCUUAUACACUGCUGAUAUGCGACGUCGUGGAGGAUGCGCUGGCGCGCUUCAUUCGAGAUGCUGAAGGCCACGGGCCUGUAGAAGUGAUACGCAAUGGCUUCCAAGCAUCGUCGAAAGCUGACAUUGUAAUCACAAUGCUCCCGGACUCCAACGCGGUGAAGAAGGUUUACCUUGAUCCAUUGGAGGGUAUCAUCGCAGGGGCUGUAGACGAUCUGAGCAAAUCAGCAGCCCGACAAAAGAUCAUCAUGGAAUGCGGAACCAUCGAAACAGCCACCAUUCUUGAGGUCGCCAGAGCGACUGAAGCCUCUGCAGCUCAUUCAAACCUGCACUUUGUUGAUGCGCCAGUGUCUGGCGGACCGAUGGGUGCUCAAGACGGGACACUUACCUUCAUGGUGGGUCUGAAGAGUGCUACGGUCUUUCCUACGGUGAAGCAAAUCCUCUCCCAUAUGGGCAAGCAGGACAGCAUCUUCUUAUGCGGAAAUGUUGGCGCUGGAACCGCCUUCAAGAUCAUCAACAACUAUCUCUCCGCUAUAACAUCUCUGGCAGCCUCUGAGGCAUUCAACAUCGGAGCGAAGAUGGGUUUGGACCUCAAGUUGCUCACCGAUGUGAUCAACGUCUCUGGCGGGCAGUGUUGGGUCACGAGCAAGAGCAACCCGGUGCCCGGAGUCCAGCCCAAUGUCCCCAGUUCUCGAGGAUAUGAAGGGGGCUUCCGGAUUGAAUUGUGCGCCAAGGUCUUGCAAAUGGGUAGCGAUUUGGCAUCAAUGGUCGGUGCAAGAACGAUCCUAGAUAAGCCGACGUUGGAGGCAUUCGAGGAGGCGAAGAAUGAUGAGCGAUACAAGGGGAAGGAUGCGCGGGUAGUGUACAAGUGGUUGAACGAGAGUGAGCGAAGAUGA
Molecule: messenger RNA, 1153 nt
Organism: Westerdykella ornata
Lineage: Eukaryota; Fungi; Ascomycota; Dothideomycetes; Pleosporales; Sporormiaceae
Product: 3-hydroxyisobutyrate dehydrogenase-like protein
Exons: 3
Coding region: 170-1153 (327 amino acids)
Biological process (GO): L-valine catabolic process
Cellular component (GO): mitochondrion
Molecular function (GO): NAD binding; NADP binding; 3-hydroxyisobutyrate dehydrogenase activity
Source: RefSeq, a predicted model, not a curated record